AUGAUCUCCUCUGGCUUAGCUCUGGCACCUCCAGCCAAGAACGUGGUGGUGUAUCGCAACGGUGACCCCUUCUUCCCGGGGAGGAAGAUUGUCGUGAACCAGCGGCAGUUCUUGACCUUUGAGGCGUUUCUGAAUGAGGUGACCAAGAGCAUUCACGCGCCCUUGGCUGUGAGGAACCUCUACACGCCCAGGCACGGGCACCGCGUCGCUGAGCUGGGGGACCUGCAGGACGGGCGCCAGUAUGUGGCUGCGGGCUUCGAAAAGUUCAAAAGGCUCAACUAUUCAGGUCACGGAAGGAAGGAGCUCCGUGGGACAAGGAACAGCGAGGGUCUGCAGUUCCACACUGUAGCUCCCUGGAAGUCGAACGUCUUGGCGCGAUGGCAGAAGCACGCCCACCUGCCCUGCACGAUACAUGUUUUCCGGAAUGGUGAUUUGCUGAGCCCUCCUUUCCCACUGCCGCUCUCCAAGAGCUCCCCGCUGCAGUGGGACGCACUCCUGGCCACGCUGACAGAGAAAGUCAAGCUGCGCAGCGGAGCUGUUAACAAGCUCUGCAGGCUGGACGGAACCCAGGUGUCCGGUGGGGAGGAGCUGGUGAAUGGCGAUUACUAUGUGGCCGUAGGAAAUGAGGAGUACAAAAAACUGCCUUACUUUGAGCUGCUGGUGCCCCAGGAUUCUGCAUGCAGGACGCUGUGGAACCACCCAAACAGCAGGCGCAAAAAAUACCGCAGAACGCUGGACAGUCGCAGGGUGCAGACAACAGGAGCUGCAGAGAAAGACAAGAUCCCAGCUGCUUUUCCACAACUGCAAAGGCAAGCCAGGAAAUCUCGCCUCAAAGAGGAAGAGUCCCUUUUCCAUGCUAAACCUGUCCGUGCAGGACAAAACAGAGGGAGCAACAGGAAUGCGCAGCACUGGCCUGAUCGAGAAGAAAGUGUCUAUAAAACCAGAGAUCCCAGGAAGGAGAUGCGAGGUGCCCAGGAAGUAAAAGAGGACGAACGCACAAGGGCGGAGGUACCCAUUGAUCAGGUGUGA
Molecule: messenger RNA, 1029 nt
Organism: Gavia stellata (red-throated loon)
Lineage: Eukaryota; Metazoa; Chordata; Aves; Gaviiformes; Gaviidae
Gene: DCDC2B
Product: doublecortin domain containing 2B
Exons: 8
Coding region: 1-1029 (342 amino acids)
Biological process (GO): intracellular signal transduction
Cellular component (GO): microtubule; microtubule organizing center
Source: RefSeq, a predicted model, not a curated record